AUGACUACUUCAGUGAUAAAGAGCUGCGUUGUAUGUCGUAAACUUCGUGGACAACCAGAAUGGCAGCAUAUGGCAGAUCUUCCGGAGGAUCGGUGUAGACCAUGUCCCCCAUUUUCUUAUGUGGGUAUCGACACUUUCGGUCCAUGGCCUGUUGUGCAUCGUCGAACUAGGGGUGGAAGUUCAAGUCAGAAACGUUGGGCUAUAUUGUUUACUUGUUUUGUGACAAGGGCCAUUCACAUUGAGGUUAUUGAAGAACUUACCAGUGGUGUAUUCAUAAAUGCUUUGAGGCGUUUCAUCGCAAUCCGUGGUCAAGUCACGCAGUUCCGCUCCGACAGGGGAACAAAUUUUGUCGGUGCAGUAAGUGACCUCACUAUUGAUGCUGAAUUCAUAGAAAGUGGUCCUGUUUCCAAGUUCCUAUCAGAUUCCCGGAUUGUUUGGAAAUUCAACCCCCCACAUGCUCCUCACAUGGGAGGGGCAUGGGAAAGACUCAUUGGUGUCUCAAAGAAGAUUUUGAAUGCUAUGCUACUGGAUCACAGGCAGAAAGACAUUACACAUGACGUACUGAUUACGUUUAUGGCCGAAGUGUGUGCGAUUGUUAACAAUAGACCAUUAACAGAUGUUUCGAGUGACCCAGAGGCUCCGACACUACUUACCCCAUCGAUGCUUCUGACAAUGAAGACCAAACAGGACAUCGAGCCUUUUCCGUCAUUUGGUAGCAAAGAUGCUUUAAAGUCUACAUGGAAGCGCGUGCAAGUGUUGGCCGAAGAAUUUUGGCAUAGAUGGAAAACAGAGUACAUACAUAACCUACAACAUCGUAGGAAGUGGCAAGGUCAUCCUGUGAAUCUAAAGUCCGGGGACUUAGUCCUAAUGAUGGAGGAUGACUCUCCGCGCAAUGAGUGGCCCAUCGGGAUCAUACAAAGAACAUUCUGUAGUCAAGACGGAAAGAUCCGUAAAGCUGAAAUUGCAGUUUGUAAGGACAACAAACGUGUUGUGUAUGUGAGACCUAUUACUCGACUUAUCACCCUUUUAGAGACUGAUUGA
Molecule: messenger RNA, 1041 nt
Organism: Saccostrea echinata
Lineage: Eukaryota; Metazoa; Mollusca; Bivalvia; Ostreida; Ostreidae
Exons: 1
Coding region: 1-1041 (346 amino acids)
Biological process (GO): DNA integration
Molecular function (GO): nucleic acid binding
Source: RefSeq, a predicted model, not a curated record